Molecule: messenger RNA, 3942 nt
Organism: Misgurnus anguillicaudatus (oriental weatherfish)
Lineage: Eukaryota; Metazoa; Chordata; Actinopteri; Cypriniformes; Cobitidae
Source: RefSeq, a predicted model, not a curated record
UUUCAGAUGUAGUUUUCUUGUGACACAGUUACUACUUCUUGAUUCAAAAAAUAAAGCUGUUUUAAUAUUGUUUUAUUAAAAAGUGCACUAAAAUGUCAUCAUGAUGUAAAACUGAUGUGAAAGGGGAGUUUGUCAUUUCUGAAUCAGCCACUAAAAUAAAUGAGCAGAAAUCUGAUUGUUGUUUGUGUUGAUAGUUUUUGUCAUUGUGUUGUGUUUAUGUAGAGUUUUCAGUCUCUCUCUUCAUCUCCUGGAUCGACAGACAACAUCAUUUUCAGUUCUCUUCUCUCUUUUGAUGAUGUGAGGAAAUCUGUCACUCAACUGAAAGAAAAGAUGGAGGAUUUCUGUGAAGAAGAGAUUGAAAAGAUAUCUAGUAAAGUUACAGACAUUGAAAUUAUUCCCAUCAAUGGACCCAAGACCAGAGCAGACCUAACACAAUAUUUCAGUCUGUUCUCUCUGGAUCCAAACACAGCACACAGAUGUAUUUGUCUGUCUGAGGAGAACAGAGCAGCUACAAACACUGACACAGAUCAGCAGUAUCCUGAUCAUCCCGACAGAUUUGAUUAUUAUUAUCAGGUGUUGUGUAGAGAGAGUUUGUGUGGACGCUGUUACUGGGAGAUUGAGUGGAGUGGGGAUGAUGGUGUGGAAAUAUCAGUGUCAUAUAAGAGCAUCAGCAGGAAGGGAGAAGAUGAUGAGUGUGUAUUUGGAUGUAAUGAUCAGUCCUGGAGUUUGUUCUGCUCUUCAUCUGAAUCCUCAUUCUGGCACAAUAGGAUAAAGACAGAUCUCCCAGUAGUGUCCAGUUCUUGUAGAUUAGGAGUUUAUGUGGAUCACAGUGCAGGAGUUUUGUGUUUCUACAGCGUCUCUGACACGACAACCCUCAUCCACAGAGUCCACACCACAUUCACUGAACCUCUUUAUCCUGGAUUUUGGUUACAUGAGAGCUCAUCAGUAAAACUGUGUGAUCUAACAAUAUAAAUGAUACAUGCUUAGAUACUGGUGUUUUAUAUAAACAAGUACCAUCUAAAUAAACUUAUAUUUUAAGAUUUUUCUUUCUAUAGGGGCUGGCUUAAGCUUGAACACUAAAACACACAAAAAAUCUGAUUUUAUCAGAUUUUUUUUUCAUGAUGUUAAUGAGAGUACAAACAGUAUACAGUACAAAAACUGUAAUAUUAUUAUAACAAUGUUCCUACUGAGGGGUUUCGUUGCUGUGGUUUGUUAUAACUUCAAAUUUAUGAUUAAAUAUUUUACUGUAAAUCUAGUCUUUAUCAUUCUGUUUGUCUUGCAUUUUGUUAUUUAAGUAAAUCUCUGCAUUUAACUUCAUGUGUGUAUGUAGCCUAAAUAUCCACAUACAUAAUCACAAAUACAUAAUAACCAGACAAACCAUAUUUUUAUGAAAAAUCAUUUAUUAUAAAAAUAUGCCCAGAAUGUAUUUCAGAACCAGAUAAACUGAAAGAAAACUUGUAUUCAUUGUGUUUAGCUGUGUUUACAGACUUGUUCAAUGUUAGUUGUCCCAUUUUGUUGUUUAUGAAAACGCCUUUUUUGGAAACUACUCAUGUCGUUAUCUGUCAGCUGACAAAAUCUUUUAGAGGUACUCCAGUGGUAUUUGGAGGGAGAUGGCAUCAUAAGUUACAUCAAUAACAGAAAUAUCAAUAUUGAGAUUGAAAAAAAUCCUUUUUCAGACUGUAAUACCUGUCAUGGGGCAAGGUAUGUGUUCUUAAAUGGCUUGGCUUUGUUGCCGUGAUGUCCACAUAAUCAUCAAAUGGGCAGACAUAGAGUUUUUAAUUUAUCUUUUUCAGUUCAGAGGCAUUGACACAUACCUCCUCAUCAGUUAUAUCAGAGUCCCAUCUCAAAGUCACUUUUUCCAAAUUUGGAUGAUAUAAAUGACAUCAUACGCAUUGCAGAUAAGGCAGUCCUGGCUGUAGAUUUCUGGAAUAAAAACACACUGAUUAUUUCCAGGCUUAUUAAUAUUGAUGCAAAUCAAUUCCAAUCACAUUUAUACAUUUCAAAGGAUUCGUUUAUUCCACAUAAUUCACACAAUACUGUCUGGCAAGCUUAUUGUCCUUUAUUUAUAACGCUAAUAGCACCUGUACCCCCAUCCCACAUUCCAGAACAUUAUCACUUGGCCAUCUUGCAGCAAACAGAUAUUUGAGCAAACAAAACCCAAUAUAAAACAAUGUAUUUUUUAUAAAUAAGAUAAUAUACAGAUAAUAAUAAGAUGAUAGUUUAAAAUAUUACUACAUAAAUAAUUUCAAACUCAAAAUAGUAUACUUUUAAAACUCAAAAUAGUAUCAAAGAUAUUUAAAAUCAAUAUUAUAUUUUGUUGCUACCAAAAAAUUAUUUAAAAAAGUAAUUUUAACAGGUAAGAAGUACAGCUAAUUCAUGUAAUGUGCAAGGUGUACAGGCCAAUUUUGCUACCCUUCAGACCGAACAUUGUAAAAUUGCAACAUUGACAUAGCAAGUUCAAAAUCUAAUAUAAUCAAAACAUUCAGCUGUAACUUAACUGUAUCUGCAUAAUCUAGACACAAUUAAUCACAAAAAUAUAUAUUUUAGGCAUUUUACUUACGCCCGGUAAAAAGAUCAUGUUUUUCAAGGCUUGCAGAUUUUGUAAGUUCAUGGCCAGGAAAACAAAUCUAUUUACAAAGUUUAUCAUUCAAAAUUAUUGCAGGGUAUAUGACUUUUAGUUGUGUAAAUGUUGUUUUAAAGAGAAAAAAACAUGUACAUGUAUAUAUAAUUAGACCUUAUAAAACAGUUAGGUCCAAUCCUAGAUUUAGAUUGGUCAAUAGCUGUGCUUUAUUCACAAUAACUUCACCCAAUGGUUCUAUUCAUCACUGUGCCCUUAGCAACCACACAUAUCAGUUUGAUAAUGGUUUGUUGUUUUUAUUUGAGCUUUCAUGCAUAUUACACAUUGGAACGUUUUAAAUAGUUACUUUUCUUGACAGCCUAAAAUUAAAACCCAUUCCAAAAAACUUUUGCAGCUAUAUUUACACAUGUUGUCUUACAAAAUCAAACCAAUGAAAGAAAAAGGACAAAAAAACAACAGUUCUGCAAAUUAAUAAAAAAAACCUAAAAUAACAAGGUUAGAAAAGUAAUCACUCCCUUGAUUUAAUGCCACCUUUUGCUAAAUUACAGUCAUCAGUCUUUUUGGAUAUGUCUGUAUUAGUACACCUUAAUUGGGGAAUAUUUGCCCAUUAUUCUUUGCAGAAUUGCAACUGCUCAAGUUCAGUCAAAUUCAAUGGUAAGCAGCAAUGUGCUACUCUUUUCAAGUCCAUCCAAGAUUUUAUAUUUGGGAGUUUAGGACAUGUACACAGGCUGUAUUAGUGUUACAACAAUUUAAGAUGCCCAAAAAUGAGGGCCAAACAUUUAACAAAAUACUGUGCCUUGCCUUUGUCUACCAUUUUAGGUAGCCACCAUAUGGUGGAGACGAUGCUAUUAUAUCCACAGUAACCGAGUGUUAUGCUUAGUAUGCGAAGAUUUAAUGUAUGCAACUGGUCCAUGAUUCUGUUCAUGUAUUUAACUGCAACUGUACUAUUUAUGUCCUUGUAAAUUACUUUGUUUAAGUGGACUUAAAUAAAUUGUUAAAAUGUGUGUGUGUGCAUGUGAGACAACAGUUUAUGUGGUCCAUGGGUGGUUUUAUAAAAUACAUUAUUGUCGUCAUGCUUAUAGUGCUGGUUAUGAAAGCUUUAUUAACCACAAUAAUAAGAGAUUUGAAGUUGGCUACUAUUUUAUUUUUGUUUUAUGUUCUCUGAAAAAGCUAUAGCUGUAUGUGUCUCAAUUAUCUCAUACUCCUGUGAUGAAUAAAUGUUUUUAAUAAAGAUUUUGUUAGUGUUCUCUAUUGUUUUUAUUUGUUUAAAUGAGAUGUAUUAUUCAAAAAUAUAUUGUAACAAUUCAAUUGUCUCUGCAUACAUUUAAAGCACAAUAUUCUUUUUAUAAAAUAUUUUAAACACU